CAUCACUUGCAGUUGCAUCAGGCGGUUUCAGUUAUCACAUUACACAGUGUUCGUUGCUUUUGUAUGCUUGCCGUCGUCGUGUAGUUUUGAUGGUUACUGCGUUGAGGUUUUACGAUUUUCUUUAUCAAAUACAAAAUUGUAAUUUGAUUGAAUUUAAUAAUUACCAUUAGAUUACUAUAUUCUGUGUGUACGAUUAACGCGUUAUGUUAUUGAAGAAUUCUCGUUCAUCAAUAGUCUGAAAAAUUACGAACUGGUUUGCCGGAUUAUGUAGGCACCAUUGUUUAUCAGGAGGAAAUUGGAGAAGGAGAAGAAUUACCAAGUUUAAAUCACAUUUUUUGAUGGAAUUUUCAACGUGCGUCGUUUAAAAAUAAGGACUACCUCAGCUGUGAAAAUGUCUGUUAAACAAAAGCAACUCGCAGAAUGGAAAAAACGAGCCAGAUCGGAGUACAUGCGUCUAGUGCAGAUUAAGCGGCAUAAAAAAACAGACGAAGUAAAGGUGCAAUGGGCUGCGAAUUCGCAAAAAAUAACCGAUAAUUGGCUCGAGAAGCACAAGAAAUGGGAAGAAGGUUGCAAAGCGUUAUGGGACGCCAGGCUAGAUCCGCCGUCCAAUGUAGCAAGAAUCAGGAAAGCCAUAUCUACGUCGCUCGAUAACGAAACGACUACAUGCUGUAUCAAAAUUAUUCAUUCCAUUAGUCCUAUUCCUUGUAUGUACACAUGGGCUCCAAUACAGCAAAACUUCAUGGUGGAAGAUGAAACAGUUCUGCACAAUAUUCCUUAUAUGGGCGACGAAGUCCUCGAGCAAGAUGGAACUUUCAUAGAAGAAUUGAUUAAAAAUUACGAUGGUAAAGUUCACGGUGACAGAGAAGGUGGAUUUAUCGACGAUCAAACCUUUUUAGAAUUAAUCAAUUCUCUUUUAACAUAUCAAAUCAAAGAUCAGGAAGGAGAAAACAAAUCAUCGGAUAGGAAGAAUAGCAAAAGCGAGUCUUCUGAGGAUACCAAAAAACCGUUUCCACUGCCGAUAAUUUUUCAAACUAUUUCGUCCAUGUUUCCAGAGAAAGGCAAACCUGAUGAAUUGAAAGAAAAAUAUGCUCGUUUGACACAAAGUAGCGAUCCAAAUUCUCCAUCUGAAUGUACUCCCAACAUAGACGGUCCUAACGCCGAAUCUGUGAUGAGGGAACAAACCAUGCACUCGUUUCGUUCGUUGUUUUGUAGAAGAUGUUAUAAAUACGACUGUUUUCUGCACCGUUUGAAAUCACAUCAUCCUGGUCCAAAUCCUCUCAAACGUAAAGGACCCGAUUUGAAAUUAUUUUCCGAUCCGUGUGGCUCCGAUUGUUAUGUGUUAUUGGAGGGAAUGAAAGAAAAAUUAGCUGCAGCUGCAGCCAAAGCUGAAUCAGAAGCCAGCAAGUUGAAAGACGAAGACGAUGAGGAUGAUUACGAGAAUUCCAUCGUUGAGCAUACAUCGCGUCGUAGACGAAGAUCUAGUGACACUGCCUCGCUUAGUCAAUUGGAUACAAAACCAGAACCUAGGACAAAGAAAUCAGUGCCUCGCACUCACAGCUUAGAUGAUAGCGGUAGGCCUCCAAAAGUGAAAAAACAAAUAUCUGUGGAUUCCGGCAAUGAUGCCAGCUCGGAAGACAGCAACGAUAGUAAAGGUUUCCAAUCUCAGUUCCUUACAUUCUUGGAUGGAAAUAUUGAUCAUUCUGAGCAAGAUAAACCAGUUUCCACGACAACAUCGUUCUCUUUAGUCAAAGUCUUAGGUCCGGAUACCGAAUGGACGGGAUCUGAUCAAUCUCUUUUUCGAACAUUACAUAAAGUUUUCCUGAAUAAUUACUGUGCCAUUGCUCAAAUUAUGCUAACCAAGACCUGCCAACAAGUGUACCAGUUUGCUCAGCAAGAAGACAUUGACUUGAAAGCUGAAGAUUUCAUGAAAGAUUUAACUCCCCCGAGAAAAAAGAAAAAACAGAAACAUCGUUUGUGGUCCCACCACUGCCGAAAAAUACAACUUAAGAAAGAUAACUCCUCGAAUCAUGUGCAUAAUUUUACACCAUGUACACAUCCUCCAACUCAGCCUUGCGAUCAAACUUGCCCAUGCGUCGAAGCGCAAAACUUCUGUGAAAAGUUCUGUCGUUGUAGUUCUGAUUGUCAAAACAGGUUCCCUGGAUGUCGUUGCAAAGCGCAAUGUAACACGAAACAAUGCCCGUGUUAUUUAGCGGUUCGCGAAUGUGAUCCUGAUUUAUGUCAAGCUUGCGGAGCUCACGAAUACGACGUGAAUAAAAUUUCAUGCAGAAAUGUCAGCGUACAAAGAGGAUUGCAUAAACAUUUAUUGAUGGCGCCUUCAGAUGUGGCCGGUUGGGGAAUUUUUUUGAAAGAUUCGGCUCAAAAGAACGAAUUUAUUUCGGAAUACUGCGGAGAGAUUAUAUCCCAGGAUGAAGCCGACCGUAGAGGAAAAGUUUAUGACAAAUACGCGUGCAGCUUUUUAUUUAAUUUGAAUAACGAUUUUGUCGUUGACGCAACCAGAAAAGGUAAUAAAAUCAGAUUCGCUAAUCAUUCCAUCAAUCCUAAUUGCUAUGCUAAAGUUAUGAUGGUAAAUGGAGAUCACAGAAUUGGUAUUUUUGCGAAGCGUCCUAUUCAACCGGGAGAAGAAUUAUUUUUUGAUUAUCGGUAUGGGCCUACUGAACAAUUGAAAUUUGUUGGUAUUGAACGUGAAAUGGAAUUUUUAUAGGGAUUUAGUGAGUUUGGUGUUAUUUCAUAAUUUUCAGUUGCGAGAUAUUUUUAUACAUUUAUUUGUUAAUAAUAUUUGUGAUAUUUCAUAUUUCUGAGCUGGAUUCCUUGAUAAAUUAUAUUCAAUUUAAUGAUCAUGUUGAGUAGUUCCAAUAAAUAGAUAUCGAAUUUUUUCUUAUCAA
Messenger RNA from Planococcus citri (citrus mealybug), 2903 nucleotides. RefSeq names its product histone-lysine N-methyltransferase EZH2-like. Gene Ontology annotation, biological process: heterochromatin formation. The record is from RefSeq and is a predicted model, not a curated record. The transcript is spliced from 13 exons. Gene Ontology annotation, molecular function: histone H3K27 methyltransferase activity; chromatin binding; protein binding. Bases 392 to 2722 code for a protein of 776 amino acids. Lineage: Eukaryota; Metazoa; Arthropoda; Insecta; Hemiptera; Pseudococcidae. Gene Ontology annotation, cellular component: nucleus; ESC/E(Z) complex.